Molecule: messenger RNA, 462 nt
Organism: Symbiodinium natans
Lineage: Eukaryota; Dinophyceae; Suessiales; Symbiodiniaceae
Source: the annotation of a GenBank genome assembly
AUGGCAGUGCAAGCAGGCGCAGGCUUCACUCCCAUCCACCACUUCACCGACCUUCAGCCGGAGCCGCCGGCGACGCUGCUAGGUCAAGGCUUCGUCCCACCGGACUUCAGCACGGGUGGGAUCCGCGCUCUGCUGGCGAGACUAGUGAAGCAGACGGACUCGAUGCAGAAAGCUGCCAGCUUCGGAGAGCAGGCUCUCGUUGCGGCUGGUGCUGCUGCAGAGCAGGCGGCCCGCCACGCAGACCGUGCCUUCCGGCUGCCGGCGGCGGAGCCUGGAACAGAGGCCAUGGGUGAGUUCGAAGGCUUCUUGCCGCCAAGGUGGUGGAUCACAUACGGCCGGAAAGCUAUGGGGAGUUGCCAUGUGCUCCUUCCACUGGCCUGCGUCCAUGAAAGCGCGCCCCUUCGGCUGGGUUCUUCUCGAAGCCGCAGGAGGGACACCCGGCAAGUAGGUGGAUUUCUUUGA